UAUAUCUUGUCCUAUAGCCAAAAUGCAGAGCUGUCUUCACAAAAUCAAUUCCCAAUAAGCAUUUGCCACUUAGCACUGAGUGCCCACCAGCACUUCCCACUAAAGACCCUUUAAGCCUAAAUCAGGAACCUCCUCAAAAUUCCUCCAUAAUAACUUUCUCUCUCUCUUCUCCCUCUCUUUCUCUGCACAUUUAUUGAAGUUCACAAUAGGUGAAUUGAUUUCAUCAUCAUUAUUAAUGGCUUCCUUUUGGUCAUUCUUCGCAACUUUCAUGGUUUUCAUGGCCUAUUUUUCUUCUCCAGCUUUUACAUCUCGAGUACAUGUACAGUUCUCAACUAUAUCAGCAGCACCCGCAUUCUUGCCUGAAGCUCCCUUAUCCUCCCCACCAAGUUUAUCACCAGACAUUGAGCCUGUGUUCCCCACAACUGGAGCUGGAGUGCCUUCUCCAGCAGAGUCAUCACUCCCCACUAUUCCUUCAAGCCCAAGUCCUCCGAAUCCAGAUCUUAUUGAGCCAGCUGCAGGGCCUGUGUUUGCAAUGUCACCAUCUGGGGCUUUACCAGAUUCUGCUGCUACUUCUCUAAGUUCACCAGGACCUCUAAAUCUAGCUGUAUGCUUUCUUGGCUUUCUGGGGUUUUGCUUCAUGCAGCUUUCUGCUUUGUGAGGUACUGUUGGUGGCAGUUCCAUUAUUGUUGCUAGUGGAACACUCUCUUAUUUUUUGUUGAUUUCUUUUUGCAGUAUAUAGUAAUGCCAUAUUGUGAUGUUGGGCGAGAAAGAGAGUGUGGGUGGCAUUGUUGUAACUCUGUGAUAGGAUAUUUGUCUUAAAAAAUAUUAAAUAAAUAAAGUUGCUUUCUCCAUUCUUAUA
Messenger RNA from Manihot esculenta (cassava), 859 nucleotides. RefSeq names its product classical arabinogalactan protein 26. Lineage: Eukaryota; Viridiplantae; Streptophyta; Magnoliopsida; Malpighiales; Euphorbiaceae. Bases 236 to 658 code for a protein of 140 amino acids. The record is from RefSeq and is a predicted model, not a curated record. The transcript has a single exon.